CAACUUGUGAGUUCGUACAGUAUCACGGUUACAUAAAGAUACAAUGCACAGCUGUAGAUAAGGCCACAAACAAGACUAAGACGUUCUUCAAGUGUCCAAAUUCUAACGAUUACUACUCGGUGGUAAAACGAAGUUGCAAGUACCAACAAUUUUCGAAAGCAUGCCCUAACGAUCCUAUGUUUUACCAGAUGUGUGCAGCUAUAAACUUGGAUUGCAAUCAAAGAGGUGAAGAGGGGAUCACUUCUAUUGAGGAAACGCAUUAUCACAGCAAAUUCUUGUGCGCUCGUGCGGUCUGUGAUAAUGGAGAUACUACAUUCGGUUUGGAUGACAUCUGCGGACAUGAUCAUGAUGAGGAAUGCAAAAACAUUCAAUACAGUACAGACACUUGUGCAGUACCUGAUGACACGGAUCAUACAUACACUUGUAGAACUCCUUGGAAAAAAGAAAUAAUCGAUUCAAACCGUCUGUGUGAUAAGGUCUGUGAUUGUUAUUUGUGCGAUGAUGAGGCAAUUUGUAACGGGUUUACCUAUGGGAUCUUAUGCACUAAUAUAUACACUAAAACACCUUAUUACCAACCAGCAUAUUUCAUAUGUGACGGCAGAGCUCAAUGUUUUUAUGGAACUGAUGAAAUGAACUGUCAGGAAGGGCCAAUGUGUAAGCAGAGAUUCAGUGAUGUCACAAGACCUAUGGUAAAUGGCACAAGAUGUGCUCCCUUGUUUCUGAAUAUUGUUCCAUAUUGUGAAGACUACUCCGACCAACUGAACUGCACAGACCCCUCAAUUGCAAACCUAACAUGUUUUAGAGGCGGCUACCCUGUCUCCGUUGCUGACAGAAUGAGAUGUCAUGGAAUCACAGAACUCCGACUUUGUGAUGACGGCUUUGAAGACAUGUGCGUGAGAAUUGAUAUCACUUGUAAGGUCCACAAACAUCAAAUUUGCGAUAAAGUUAAGGAUUGUUUCAACGGAGCAGACGAGUUGCAUGUCACUUGCCGUAGUAUGAGCAAGUAUUCAUGUAAGAGGGCAUUUGGUAUGGAGAACAGAGUAUUAAAAGUACCUUUGAGCUGGAUUAAUGACGGAUACAAGGACUGUGAAGAUGGUAUAGACGAAGGAGUGGUUUACCCAACCUGUGGUUUCACCCCAGCUACAAUGAGACUCAAGAAAGAUAAUGAAGAAUGUGGAGAGGUUUUCCUAUGCGGUUCUCCUCCUUCAGGACAUAUAGAAUUUGAGCACUUGUGUGACCAAGUAAACACUUGCGGUAAUGAAAAUGCGCUCUGCCAAAAAGCAUUCGAUUCUCCAGGGAUCCACCAAAAGAUAGAUAGCUAUGAAAACCAUAUGUCUGUUUCGUACUGUCUAAAAGGUUUGGACAAACUUUCUUACGUAGCAGGAAAUUGUUCGAAGACUGAUUUUGGAUAUCAAGGAUAUGAACUUCUUGGAAGAACACAGCUGCUCUUGGAUGUUCCAGAAACAAAGUUUGACUGCAAAUAUGUGUACGGUGAGAUGUAUGUCUAUCUUGCCUGCAUAGGCCAGUGUGCCGCUUCCAUUUGUCCACUUGAAGAUCCUAUAAGACAUGAUUCAUGUCUUGGGCAGUACCCUUCAAGAGUUUACACACUCGCAGAUAACAACUUUCUGACCUUUCUUCUGCCGUAUGGAGACAACAAAUACCACAACAAUUUGUUUCCUUGUGAAAAUGGAUUAUGUAUUCCUUAUGAAAAAGUUUGCAACUUGGCAAAUGAUUGUGGGGAUUUCUCCGACGAAAUAUUGUGUAAUAACCAUUUUCAGUGCCCAAAUAGUACAGAAUAUAUUCCUCUUUCUAGUGUCUGCGAUGGCAAACCAGACUGUAUCGACUAUUCAGACGAAUGUAAUGGCAGAUGUAAUGUACGGAUCAUUGAGAAUACUGUUCUCACAACUGUAGCCUGGCUUUUAGGCUCAUUAGCGACACUUUUGAACCUCAUCAUCAUCAUAAGAGGAAUGUAUACUUUCAGAAAAGCUUCAACAGUGGCAAUGCUUCUUAACAAACUUCUUAUCCUCCUCAUAGCAUUUGGUGAUCUUUUGAUAGGGAUAUAUCUUUUAGCUAUAUCUAUCUAUCACGAAUCGCAAUACCAUAGUUAUUGUCCCAACAGAUUCGAAUGGUUAACCAGUAGAUCAUGCGCUUUCAUGGGCAUCGUCAAUACUGUGGGUUCUCAGCUAUCACUCUUUUCAAUGACAGUCUUGAGUUUGAGCAGGGUUUUGAGAAUGAACAAAUUAUCUAUCAGCAAUGAAACGACUUUAAAAUCGAGCAUUCCUGUGUUUUUGAUUGGUACCCUAAUUCUCAUAGCUUCCUGUUUAGUGGCAGCAGUGCCCUUAUUUGAGCCCUUUGAAGAUUUUUUCGUCAAUGGAAUUAACUAUCCUAGAAGCCCACUUUUCGUCGGAUCUGUUACAAAAUUUAAGCAUCUCGAGAUUUUUGAAGAAUACUUUGGAAGGAUGAGAAAUAAAGAUCUCUCAUGGAAAAACAUAGACAGAUUGGUGGUGAGUAUGUUUAGUGAUGAGUAUGGAGCUGGAGGAAUCACCAGGAACCAGGUUCAUUUCUACGGAAACGCAGGAGUAUGCCUCUUCAAAUAUUUUGUCACUUCCGAUGAUUCUCAACGAAUUUAUGUGUGGUGUACCCUGUUUCUUAACAUCAUAUGUUUUGCAUCAAUAACUAUGGCUUAUAUCAUUAUUCAUUUCAUAUCAGCCAAAUCAUCGAGUCAAUGUGCUAACAAUAAUGGAAACGAGCAACUUAGAAAAAGAAACAAGCGACUUCAAAGAAAAAUAACUCUAAUCAUUGGGACAGAUUUCUGUUGCUGGAUACCAUUCAUUGUCAUGUGUUUUCUCCACUCUUUGGAAGUGACAGACGCUAGUCCUUAUUACUCCCUGUUUUCCAUUGUCGUCCUGCCCAUUAACUCAGUCAUCAAUCCUCUACUAUACGAUGAAACUGUUAGUUUAUUGUUAUCAAAAAUAUUUAGAGUAUCAAGACAACAAUUUAGGACAGAAGCUUCUGCAGUGACUGGUGAGUUAGAAAUGAAUUCAAUUCAAGAUGCUUCACACGUGACAGCCCACACAACAGUUGCUCUACGAGAAAUAUCACCAGCAAUGACUGCUCCAGAACACGAUUAUAAAACGCCAGAAACUGUCAAGUUAGAGUCUCAGUCAGGAAGCAGAGUUGAACACCAACCAAAAGCAAAAUAUAUUAAUGUAAGCGAGGCGAGCCAAAUAAAAGGUGUCAAAAAGAUGACAUCGAAUAGGGCUCGUGUUGUUACAGAAAUAUUGAAUGAAAGACUUGAAGAAGAAGGAACGGGGCGCCAUUAAGGAAAAUAAGUGGAAACAAUUACUACUGAUGAUAUUAUACUCCAAACAUUUAAUUAAGAUUAGACAGGCAGAGUUCAUUGCGCGAAACAACUGUGGUCAACUGUCAGUCACCUGUUGAACGAAUGAGCAUUGCAAUGAAAUGGUUCAUUAAAUGACAAUGAUAAAUAAAUAUUGUGUUUUAGAGAUUACUGCGGUAAUAAUAAUAUAAUUAAUCAAUGUUUUAUUCUGCUUACUUCAAGUAACAUG
Messenger RNA from Bolinopsis microptera, 3569 nucleotides. RefSeq names its product low-density lipoprotein receptor-related protein 2-like. NCBI's taxonomy places the organism in Eukaryota, Metazoa, Ctenophora, Tentaculata, Lobata, Bolinopsidae. The record is from RefSeq and is a predicted model, not a curated record. Gene Ontology annotation, molecular function: G protein-coupled peptide receptor activity; protein binding. The transcript has 2 exons. The coding region runs from base 177 to 3323 and encodes 1048 amino acids. Gene Ontology annotation, biological process: hormone-mediated signaling pathway; adenylate cyclase-activating G protein-coupled receptor signaling pathway; activation of adenylate cyclase activity. Gene Ontology annotation, cellular component: plasma membrane.